CUGGACAACAUUCUUUUUCUUAAUAUCUAGAUCAUGAAAUGUUGAAGAUGCUGAUGAAGAUUAGCAUUACCAAGUGAUAAUAAAGUUGUUGCACAAGAAGACGAUGACAUUUGACACCGAGCAUUUUUCCUGCCCCGCCGGCGACGGGAAAGGAAGUUUGCCAACGCUAUUUCCGAAAGAUUUUCAGCAUCGCACUUCCAGGGUUCAGUACGAGCAUUGUGAGGAUGAUGUCUGGUUCUACUGCGAGACGUCAACACCUUGGCAAACCUCACAACAAAUUGCACUUCAGCAGAGUCUCGCUACUGAAGCAGCGAACGCGGAAGCAGCUGCUUCCGCUAUUCUUAUCGGAAAUUCAACUAACUACUCUUCAAAUACCUUAUCUGCUAGCGGGAUCAACAGCAUCGCUUCAACUGUGUCAUCGUC
Amoebophrya sp. A25 is the source of this 423-nucleotide messenger RNA. The record is from the annotation of a GenBank genome assembly. Lineage: Eukaryota; Dinophyceae; Syndiniales; Amoebophryaceae.